AUGGCUGAUGGUACUUCCACAGAAUGGCUGGAUGAAAUUGGACAAAAGCCGGAGGACAUGUCACUCAAACAUCCAGAAUACGAACGAAAUGUGGCUUUGCACAAAAAAAUCUAUGGUUCAAUGCUUGCUAUGGCUAUAGGAGACGCCUUUGGUGCAUGCGUCGAAUUUCGUCCCCAUAGCUAUAUGGUUGCUUAUCCUCUUCGAAAUCUUCGAGGAGGAGGUACGUGGGGCUUGAAAGCCGGUCAGUGGACCGACGAUACGUCGAUGGCACUUUGUUUAGCUGCUAGUCUCAUUGUUAAAAAAUGUUUCAAUCCAUACGAUCAGCUAGUUCGAUACAGUUGGUGGUAUAAACACGGUUAUAUGUCGUCUACAGGUAAAUGUUUCGAUAUUGGAAAAGCAACAAAAGAUUCACUACAAGAGUUUUCGCGUCGACAACAAAGCUUCGCACACCAAAAUCAAAUCUCUAAGAAAAGCCUUGACUUUCUAUCAGAUGGCUGUGUGGAUAAAUUCGAGAAUGAUAUGAAGACAGCAUGCAGUAUUCCAGGCGUAGCUGGAAAUGGUGCGUUAAUGCGUCUCGCACCUCUACCAUUAUUUUUUCAUCGUUAUCCAUCAGAUGCAGUAUUCUAUGCUGGCAAAAGUGCAUUACUCACACAUGGGGAUAGGAAAGCGUCUGACGCCUGUCGUUACUAUGCAGCACUGAUAUGUGCCGCUUUUCACGGCUUUAAGAAAGAUAAAUUAUUAAAUAAAAAAUUCUAUAAAAAUGUUUCUCGAUUGGGUUGGUUCGGUAAUGACCCGUUACAUCAGGAAAUAAUCAACAUUGCCGAAGGAUCGUUUAAAAAGCGAAAGGGUUAUGACGAUGGAAUACGAGCUGGCGGCUAUGUUAUAAAAGCCCUAGAAGCAGCUUUGUGGGCAUUUUGGAGUGACAAGGAAUCAUUUGAAAAAGGUGUUCUUUUAGCGGUUAAUUUAGGCGACGAUACUGAUACGAUUGCUGCCAUAUAUGGACAAUUGGCUGGAGCGGUAUACGGGUAUGAUCGUCUACCUUCAGAAUGGGAAGACAUUAAUUAG
Molecule: messenger RNA, 1065 nt
Organism: Didymodactylos carnosus
Lineage: Eukaryota; Metazoa; Rotifera; Eurotatoria; Philodinida; Philodinidae
Source: the annotation of a GenBank genome assembly